Messenger RNA from Closterium sp. Naga37s-1, 657 nucleotides. NCBI's taxonomy places the organism in Eukaryota, Viridiplantae, Streptophyta, Zygnematophyceae, Desmidiales, Closteriaceae. The record is from the annotation of a GenBank genome assembly.
AUGUGGCUGGUCCAUGCUUGUGACUUGGCGUCAGAUGCUCCCAUGCGGCAGGUUCAUGCGUCCACGAUGGUGGCAGCCAGCGGGGCCGCAGCAGCCGGCACAGUUGGCGGGGCAGCAGCCAGCGGGAUCACGAGGCAGCAGCAGCCGGCGCAGCUGGCGGGACAGCAGCGGCUGGCGAAGUAUCAGGUGGAGUUGCGGCCGGUGCAUGUGUCCACGAUGGUGGCAGCUCGCAGGGCAGCAGCUAGCGUGGUGAAGCAAGGUGGGGCGAGGUGGGGCGAGGUGCCAGAAGGUGGGGCUAAUGGGUCAUUUGGUGGAGGGGCAGUGACGAUCUGCGCUGCACCAACCUCAUGUCCCCCCAGAGGCUGGUUGUCGCAUCGCAGAGCCUUGCAUGUCUCGCCUGUGAGUGGCCCUCUCUCAUCUGUGCCCGGCCUCACCUCCCUCACGCAGGCAUGUGGUGGGUCACCGAGCCUUGCAUCUGCCGCCUCGGAGUGGCCCUCUCGCGCUUACCACGCCUCACCUCCCUCUCUCUCGCUCACAACGGAGGCUCUCCCCGAAUUGCUCUCCUCCCUCACCACCCUUCGCCAUCUCGACCUCUCCCACAACCGCCUCUCCUCUCCCGCCCUCCACCUCACGUCCGCCCUUCCACACCUCCAGUGA